AUGCGUGUCUACUUUCCCAAGGGUCUGAAUCAGAGAUUCUCACUAAGUCACAGUAUUGUUAUGGGGCCUACAGAACUCCCUUCUCAAUUAGCUGACUUGGGUAGUGAUUACAGGACACAAUUCAAACUAAGAAAUGGUGGCCUCCUUGGAGCUAGUUAUAUCCAGGAAUUUGAGAAGAAAGCUGACAAGAAGCUCAAUGGUUGGGGCUUCUUUGGGUCCAAGUUUGAAGAUGCUGGUGAUUUAUACGAAAAAGCUGCCAAUUCUUACAAGCUUGCCAAAUCAUGGGACCAAGCUGGAUCUGUGUAUGUCAAGCUGGCUGACUGUCAUCUGAAAAUGGAUAGCAAACAUGAAGUUGCUAGUGCUUAUGCUGAUGCAGCUCACUCAUACAAGAAAACAAGCACCAAGGGUGAAGAAGUAACAACUUCUGCAAACCAAUGCAAGCAGAAAAUCGCACAAUUUUCAGCUCAAUUGGAACAAUAUCAGAAAGCUAUAGAGAUAUAUGAAGAGAUAGCAAAACAGUCUCUGAAUAAUAACUUGCUAAAAUAUGGAGUGAGAGGGCAUUUAUUAAAUGUUGGGAUUUGCCAACUCUGUAAAGGUGAUGGAAACACUGGAGGUGAAGAUCGUGAUGCCUCCAUUGAUGCUUUUAAUAAGCCAGGAGUGAUGCAAUGUCCAAACUGUAGGAAAAUUGAGAAAGGUCGGUGGCUUUAUGCAUAUGGUUGUCGACCAUAUCCUGAAUUCAGUAUGGAUGACUGGACACAUGAUGAAGAUCUGUAUGAUUUCAGCUAUUCUGAAUCAUCAAUGUGGUGCUCCUUUGGUGGAUUUACUCGGCUUACUGCCUCUUUUGAUGAAAAUCUGACCCUUAAGUCUGAGAUUAACCGACUCACUGACAACUCAGAGAAACUCAAGCUUCAAAACGCCAAACUAACUGAAAAACUGAGGAACGUGCAAGAAGAAAAUGACACAGAAGAUAAGAAAAGAUUUGGUGAUCGGGUUGCAUUGGUGGGUCCACAUCAUGACCCACCUACAAAUAUGACAUACAACCAGGUAGAGGAGGAUAUUUUGAAUUUCUCUGAAGGUUUAAGAGUUAUUGGAAUCAAACCAUGUGAAAAAGUUGCACUCUUUGCUGACAAUUCAUGCAGAUGUCUUGUUGCUGAUCAAGGAUCCAAAGGAGAAAGCCAAGUCAGAGACUAG
Messenger RNA from Lactuca virosa, 1191 nucleotides. Lineage: Eukaryota; Viridiplantae; Streptophyta; Magnoliopsida; Asterales; Asteraceae. The record is from the annotation of a GenBank genome assembly.